Messenger RNA from Durotheca rogersii, 716 nucleotides. RefSeq lists its product as uncharacterized. The transcript has 3 exons. Bases 228 to 596 code for a protein of 122 amino acids. The record is from RefSeq and is a predicted model, not a curated record. NCBI's taxonomy places the organism in Eukaryota, Fungi, Ascomycota, Sordariomycetes, Xylariales, Xylariaceae.
UCCGCGAUGUCAACUCGCUAUAAGCAUCGCUGCUUGCCCACCAUCUUGGGUAAACUCUGUCCCCUCAGGUUCGAUGACCUCUCUCUGUCCACCAUGGGCAAACCCGUUGCGCGGUAUUUGAAGCCGAGCUCCAGCCCCUCCACCUCGCUUGCUGCAGCUAAAGUGCAGAGUAAGCAUAGCCCACCCGGUCCAGCUUGUAGGCCGGCAUAUUCAGUUCUGGGUGUUCUAUGGGUCCUUUCCAUUCUUCUUGUGACGGGCUUAGCGUUGAGCUUGUCUUGCCAUUAACAGCCCCUACGCGACGACACGCUACUAACUACCGCUCCGGAAAAGGUCGUCGGCAGCAUUGUAUGUGUAUAAUAAUCAACGUCGGGCCUCAUGCGUCCGCGAAAUUAUACAACCUGAGCCCGAACUUCAAGAACAUCGACCCAUGUACCAACUUCGGAGAGAUGGUCUAUGGCGGUUUCCGCGAGCGCAAUGUUAUCCCGCAAUACGAAAUUUCUUUAGAAAGCAAUAGAGUCAUAGACGAGCCCAACAGCAUCUUGAUGAAGGAUAUACUCGAAUCCCGUACAAUACGUCCUGGGUCCAACCGCUCGUAACAUUUCUAGAGAACAUCGCCAGAGUUUUCCCAUUGCGCCAGGGGGGUGCGCAAAACUAGAUGACACUCUCGGACCGGAUGAUUAUGAGGUGCUCAGCCAGACAGGGCAAUUCCCCGUUUA